Molecule: messenger RNA, 506 nt
Organism: Lutra lutra (Eurasian river otter)
Lineage: Eukaryota; Metazoa; Chordata; Mammalia; Carnivora; Mustelidae
Gene: MTCP1
Product: mature T cell proliferation 1
Exons: 4
Coding region: 39-362 (107 amino acids)
Biological process (GO): positive regulation of peptidyl-serine phosphorylation
Molecular function (GO): protein serine/threonine kinase activator activity
Source: RefSeq, a predicted model, not a curated record
GAGAAAAGCAGGGCUAGAAUUGGAACCCAAAGCCCAGAAUGGCAGGAGAGGAUGUGGGGGCUCCACCGGAUCACCUCUGGGUUCACCAAGAGGGCAUCUACCGCGACGAAUACCAGCGCACGUGGGUGGCCGUCGUGGAAGAGGAGACGAGUUCCCUAAGGGCACGAGUCCAGCAAGUUCAGGUUCCCUUAGGUGACGCAGCUAGACCAAGUCACCUUCUUACCUCCCAGCUACCUCUCAUGUGGCAACUCUACCCUGAGGAACGCUACAUGGAUAACAACUCUCGCUUGUGGCAGAUCCAGCAUCAUUUAAUGGUCAGGGGAGUACAGGAGCUGUUGCUUAAGCUUUUGCCUGAUGAUUAACCUGGUGCUGGGAUUCUAGGAAGAUAUGCUCCUCUGUUCUAUUCAGUAUAUGGCAAUCACUUCAUCCACCACUGCAGUGCACCCACCUGUGGGCCUGGGGGGAGGGACUGGGUUGAAAAACUGUUCAAGAACACAGAAGCUUAG